This is a messenger RNA of Penicillium antarcticum, 2553 nucleotides long. RefSeq lists its product as uncharacterized. The transcript has a single exon. The record is from RefSeq and is a predicted model, not a curated record. NCBI's taxonomy places the organism in Eukaryota, Fungi, Ascomycota, Eurotiomycetes, Eurotiales, Aspergillaceae. The coding region runs from base 1 to 2553 and encodes 850 amino acids.
AUGACUGACACUCCAGAGUCGUCGCCUCGACGACAUCUCACCAGUGCCCAGAUUGCUUCUCACCUGCAAUAUCCGACUUUCCCUCCGCUGACUGCCUCCGUGGAGGAGUGGGUUAUUCGCUCACGACCUACCAAUAUGACGUCAGAACGAGCUUCCGAACAUCCGCCAAAUACCUUGAGUGAUAGCUGGGCCACUUUGAGUGUUUCUGAUAUACACUCGGAGGAUGGCAGUCACUCCGAGCAGACUGAUACAUGCUCCCUCAUCGACCAGACCACCCCCGACGACGUUGCAAGCCUUGAUGAACGCUACAGCAGCAGCGAGGCCGAGGUGCAGGACGAAGACAACCAGGAAGAUGAUGGAAUAAUAGGAGAUGAAGUCCCGUGCAGUGCCUCGGGUUCUCAGCACUUGCCGACUCUUUUUCCGUUCAGAAGGAGCACAAUCGAUGAUAGCACCACAACUACCAAACCGACCUUCUCCAACUCCAGUGACUCGAUCGAAUUUGUGGAGCCCGAAAAGUGGCCCGAGAUCGAGAGAGUGGAACUCAAACAUACCAUCCGCAUCUUUGAUGGGGCUGCAGCCGAAGAGUUGAAGAGUCGGUUGCCCUUUAACUCAACCGAUUCCAUACUCAUGGCUACUGUCCAGCAGACGAUGACCAAACAGAGUCUCGACCUGGACAAGCCCUUCCGUGUGCUUUACAUUGGACAGCCCGAGUUCCGAAAUAUCAUUCUCGAUAAGAUCGGCGAUGUUCUAGUAUCAAGCUCAUGCUCCAGUUCGGAGACCAGCUCUGCUGAGUCUUCCCGAUACCACGUUGUGCCAACUUCCUUUGGUGCAGGGGCUGUUCCAAAUUUUGCUGAGCUCCUCCCGAUCCAUGUUCAGUUGGUGGUUGAUGAAUGCGUGGAAGCCACAGUUGAUCCCAGUGUGGACCGACCAAAUACCCUGAGCCUGAAGUUCAAGAACCGCCCGGUUUGCACUUCAGCAUGGAAUGGCUCGGAUUACCGUGUGUCCUCAGCCUCAGAUUGGACUCUCCCAGACGUAGCAAUUAUCUUUGUCUCGGGCCGCGAUGAUGCAAAGGCCAUCAGUACCCAGUAUCUUACUCACGCCUUCCUCGAACGCCAUGGAAUCCCGGCAAUGAUGAUUUCAGAGGAGCCAUUGUGGAACAUGGCUGGGGAAACAAUCCCUCUCAAUCACAACAGUUUGCACACUUGCUUGGAAUCUCGGCAUCCAGAGUCGGGAGAAACUGCAGUUCUUCGACGGUAUCCAAUCGAUUUGAAGACUUUCGAGAGCAUCACACCUGGGCAGCUCAACCGAAACUUGGCAUCGCUCGUCCGUCAUUACCCUAAGAAGGCACAUAAGUUCACUGCUGAGACCUCCGACUCUUUCCAAACACAAUUCUUUCCCGGUCAUGAGAAAUAUCUUGAAAGCUGGCUUCCAUCUUCCUAUGCCGCUCGGGUUCGUGAAUGGGCACCAACACUACGUCUAGUCGCUUUGACUCUCAUUUCAGGCAUUGCCCUCUCUAUCGGUUACGCUGCUAUGAAGGUAAUAGUCAUUUUUCUGACACAGUGCCUUGCUGGAUCGACUCUCUCCAAUGCAUUCGCUCCUGUGGCAUCUCAAAUAACCUCAUCCUCCAUUCUGUCUCUCGAUAGAGUAAGUCAGACUUCACACUCGAUACAGCCAUCAUCUUCUGUACAGAUCUCACAUGUCCCUCUUGCGGGGGUAUCAAUCCCCGGAGAGAUCACGGUACCUUCUAUUUCUGUCUCGGGAUCAACGAAUACGGACGAAUUUGAGAUCCAGGCUGUGGGAGACUGCCAUGUCAUCAUCAAGCCACCUUCUAAGCUUACAACCUCCAAGAAACUGCCUCACUUCAUUGUGAGCGUUCAAAGGCAAAGCAAAGAUCUUCCAUACGAGCUAUCACAAUUGUUCGAGGGGGUCUACAUGCUUAAGUUGGACCGGGAGAAUGCAUACGGUUUAAUCGACGUGACAAUCACGGCCCAGUCAAAAUCACCAAUCAACCAGAGUAUGGCCGUCGACUUUGGAACACCAUGGCUCAAGAUUGCAAGUUGGAAGAGCGCCGCGCAAGGAAUUUCUGUGCAGUUUACGAAGGACCUGCAGAUGGCUCAAACUGGCCUCACCGAGGUGUACGGCCGAUUUUCCACCGACUUGCAGUUGGUCGUGGGCGAUGUAGUGAAGAGAACGCAUAUCUUACGUCGCGACGCCGAUAUUCUACGUCGUGAUAGCCUCAGUGCGCGCGACACAGUCCUCUCACGGUCGAAGCAGAUUUCCGAGGUAUUCACCCGCAACGCCCUUCAGCGAUUCCGGACUGCUUCUUCUGUGCUGCAACUUCGCUCGAGUCGCGUGAACAAGGAGGUUAAGGAGCUUGUGCAUGAUGCAUGGAGUCGCAUUGGAAACUCAGCUGCGAAGGUUGACCUCCGCAGUAUGAUGGAUCGGGUGCGCAGUGCUCGCAAAUGCGAAGCGCUGGAUCGGGCUCAGUCGCGUGCGCGCCAUGUCCUGGGCCUUGAUUCGGGCAAGCAAGAGGAUUCAAUCCUCUCUCGUUAG